CCGAGCGCGCACGUGGCCAGGGCUUCAAAUGCGCUGAAACUAGUUCAUCAAUCUCAGGACCGGCGCUCCCCCGUCGGUGGGGAGGGGUUUGUGAACUCCUCCCGCUGAGCGCCUAAGGUUUCAAGAGCGGUUGUUUACCAGCAGUCGUCCGAUGAACUCCUCCAGGGCUGUCCCCGCCUCGGUCGUCGAAGCUGGCAGAGCGGAUCAUGUUAGCAGCCUGUUACCUGAACUUCCUCGUCUUGGGACUCAGCGCCGUGGGAAAGCAAGUCGUAGCCCUGGGCGGACAUACUCAACAGAUCUCUAGGCAUUCCACAUAUGAGAUUAUAAUUCCUAGAAGAUUAACAGACAGAGAGAAGCGCUGGACACAUUUUAAUGAGGAACACUUAGAUGAUCAGCUAUCUUACUUGAUCCAAACUGGAAAUGGAACACACAUUCUGAAAUUAAAGAAAAAUAAAAACCUUCUUGGGGAAAAGUUCACAAUAUAUACUUAUAACCAAGAGGGCAAGCUGGAGAGCACUCCUGUGGAAACUCAGGCCCACUGUUACUACCAUGGAAAUGUUGAAGGUGUUCCAGAUUCUCUGCUUGCCCUCAGUACCUGUGAUGGCCUUAGGGGAAUCCUCUAUAUUGGUGACAAGCAAUAUGGCAUGGAGCCAGUUAAGGGAUCAAAUAAAUUUGAACACUUUUUUUAUGUAUUAGAUAAAUCUCAUGAACCUUUUUCCUGUGGUGUACAAAAUGAUGACCAGUAUCAUGAACAGAUUUUGAAAUACACUAAUAUGUCACAUUAUCCUUUCAGUAAGGAUACACUUCGAAGGAAAAGAAGAACUGUGCUGCCAGAGAAACGAUACAUCGAACUCUAUAUGGUUGUUGAUAAGAACAGGUAUUUAUUCAAAAGAACUAUUGAAGCUGUACAGAAAGAAACAGUUGAAUUGAUUAAUUAUGUAGAUGGGAUGUUCAGUCAUUUAAACAUACAAGUUGUCCUAAUUGGAUUGGAAAUAUGGACAUAUGAAAACCAGAUAGAGGUGGUUGGUGAUUCAGCUGGAGAUGUGUUGGGGAGAUUUGUGACUUGGAGGAAAACAAAUCUUAUUACAAGAUCAAGAAAUGAUAUUGGUCAUCUCAUCAUAAGGAGAAGGCCAUUUGGUUCAACAGUUGGAAUGGCUUUCGUUGGCACAGUCUGUAGUGCAGAUCACGGAGGGUCUAUCACUACGUUUGAUCAUGACAAUCCGAUAAGUCAUGCUACAGUGGUUGCACAUGAGCUGGGACAUAAUCUCGGUAUGAAUCAUGAUGAUGGAAGAUGUGCAGAUACCUAUAUAAUGCACAGUUCAGAUAAUGGGUCUAGGAACUUCAGCAGUUGCAGUGCUAAUGAUUUUGAGCAACUUAUCCUGAGAGGUGGAGGAAGCUGUCUCAGAAAUUCUCCCAAGCCGAGCGAUAUCUUUACAGAACCCAUGUGUGGCAAUAACAUUGUGGAUAGAAAUGAAGAAUGUGAUUGUGGCACUCCAAAAGAAUGUACCAAUCCCUGUUGUGAUGCUGCCAGCUGCAAGCUAACACGUGGAUCAACAUGUGCUGAAGGAUUGUGCUGUGAAAAGUGUCAGUUCAAGGUAGCAGGAGUGGAGUGUCGACCAAAAUCAAAUACCUGUGAUCUCCCUGAAUAUUGCAAUGGGACCUAUUAUGACUGUCCGGAAGAUGUGUAUGUUAUGGAUGGCUACCCAUGUAAUAAUAUGAAAGAUUACUGUUACAGUGGAAUUUGUGAAAGUUACGAUUCUCAGUGUGAAUCCCUCUUUGGAAAAGGAGCAAAGAAAGGACCAAAUGUUUGCUUUGAAAGAGCCAAUAGCAAAGGAGACAGAUUUGGCAAUUGCGGAAUGAAAGGGCCAAAUUUUGUAAAAUGUUCCCAAGCCAACAGUUUAUGUGGCAAGAUUCAUUGUACAUCUUUCAAGCAAGAGAAUCUCCCGUCCCAGUUGUAUUUCCAGACUCAAGAUGGAAUUCCAUGUGUGUCCACUGAAUUUGAUCUAGGAUCAGAUAUUCCCGAUCCAGCACUGGUUCAUAAAGGCACUUCUUGUGCUGAAGGAAAAGCUUGUAUUGAUUAUAAGUGCGUAAAUGCAAGCUUGCUGGGUUACAACUGUGACAUAAAGAAAAAGUGUAAUGGUCGGGCGGUGUGUAACAACAAAGGCAAUUGCCACUGUGAUCCUGGGUGGGCACCUCCUUUUUGUGAUGUGUCUGGCUAUGGGGGCAGCAUAGAUAGUGGCCCAACGCAUAUAGAUACAUCCCUUCGAGAUGGUCUUCUGAUAUUCUUUUUACUUGUGUUGCCUAUAUUAAUUCUACUUGCAAUUGCAUUUGUCAAGAGGAAAGAAAUUAAAAGGCGUCUCUUUAGAGAACAUAGAAGACAUCACAGGACCGAAAAUGCACAGCAAAGAAGACCGCUACCUGCACACCAGAGUAAUACUCCAAGUGAACCUAAUCCACAAGAGGAAAAAAAUAGAAGGCGGCCUGCUACUUCAAAUUCAGGAAUCUUUACAAUAUCUCACUUUCCAACUCCAAGGCCACCAGUACAAAAUCAAUUUGUUCCACCUCAACAACGACCUCCUGUACGACCACCAAUGUCACAAAGACCUCCUGUACGACCACCAAUUCCACAAAAUCCUCCUUUAAGACCACCAAUUCCACAAAAUCCGCCUUUUAGACCACCAAUUCCACGAAACUCACCUUUAAGACCACCAAUCCCACAAAAACCCGUUUUCUUUCCUCCGUCUUGAAGACUUAUAAAGACACGUACUGUAUGCCACUAGGAAAAAUAUUGUAUUAGCAAAAUGAAUUAAAAGUGUUAUUUUUUAGAAAUAUACAAACGAAGACCUCAGUUUAAUUUUUAAAACAGGACGUAAUUAAAUUUAAUUUACUUUAGGGUCUGCUGCCCUACCAAAUCAUUAUUUAAGAAAGAAAAUGCUGCCUUAAUUAUUAGACCACAGGAUAUUGCUUUUACAAGUAAUACACAUACCAGUAAAAGUCUUUUACCCUAACAUAGGGCCAAACUAGAUAGCCCAAUGAGAUUCCUCCCUUUCUUUCUCUCUUCACUCCCAACAUAUAUUAAUUAUUAACAUUACAAGAAAACUCCUAUUGAAGUUAAUGGUCAUGGUUGGGGAAGGAAUAGUUAAAUCUGUCAUAAAAAUUCCCAUGUUGUUGAUCCUGGUAAAAAUUGGGGGAGACUGCUGCUUUUACAUCGAUGACAGAUUUGCUAAUUGUACAGUUGCUCUGAUUUUUUUAAAACGUGCAAUUGGUUCUUUUUAGUCAGUUGGUUUAUUAUAUUAAGAAAUAAUGUGAAUGGAAUAUAAUGAAGUGGAAGAGUGAAGCACAAGAUGGAUUCCAAAAAACAACCAAUCAGAAUAGUAGAAUAGUAUUAUCUAUUUGAGCAAAGAUCAGAUUUGUAUUGCCUUAAAAUCAACAAAUGUGACCUGACAGCACCGUAUUGUUGAUCUGCGUGUUUACUGCUGAAUCUUCAUACACAGGAAGAUUUUAAAUACUUAAGUGUUUAAAUGACCAUGUCAUUGUAAGAUAUUUCUCAAGAUUCUUUCAACUUCCCAGGUAAAACGUGAAUAUAUUUUAAAUGUUUUCUUCUAACACUGAAAUGGAUGAUACUUCUGUUUUCAUAUCAUAGAUCUGUGAAAGUUAUACAUUUUUAUUUAUAGCUUUAUCUGACCAUUUUGAUAGUCAUGCUAAUAUUAUAUCAACAUGAGACAAAACGUCAACUACAUGCUGAAACAUAAUAAGAGAUGAUCUUUUAACUAUGAUUUAAUGAAAACACCACAAUUGACUGGGCUCAUUAAGCAUGUCAGAUCAUUUCAGGUUCAUAAUAGUAACUUGUACCAUUUUUCAUUAAAGUGCAGUGAUGCUACAUUUCUGACAUAACAGCCCUGAUGGUAAUUUUGGUGGAAGCAUAAUAUAACAUUUCUGCAUGGAUUUAUUAAACCAAAGAUUUGAUUAAAGAGUAGGUUUCUGGUGAGAAAAAGAGCAAUUUGUAUCCUUAUAGUGUUACAGCCUUUGUUUAAAGUCACAUCAUAAUCACAGCAAAUAAAUAAAUAUUUUGAAAAACAUAAUUCACUUGAAUAUUGAAAAAUUGGGCACAGUAGUGAAUAAUUAUGUUUCCUUAUAUAUGGUUUAGGAGGCACUUAUUACGAAUAACCAGUUCAGAUCUGUAAAUCAAGACUAACACAUAUGGUCCACCAAAUUUAAUGAAUGCUUUUAUAUGAUAACCUCUUUCCACUAUCAGGCAUACAUGAAAUUCUAUCCAGAAUUGAUUUAUAAAGUGUUUUUGAAAAGUUUUUAAUAUCUCAUUUUUGGUAACAUAAUUGUGUUGAUGAACAAAGGUAUUAUGCUGGAUACAAAUGCCAAAAUUUAGAUAUAAACAUAAUUUUUAAUGUUUACAUUAUCUGAAAACUUAUAUUAAUAUGUAUUUUAGAAACUAUAGAAUAUUUCAAAAUUGAAAUUUCCUGUAAUCGAUCAAAUUAGUUAAUGGUGCUUCCACCUCUAAGCUUUGUACCUGUAUAAAGUUAUUUGCAGUUUUGCACAAAUCACUUUUGUAAUUUAGAGGUAGAAAAAUCAGUUGCACAAUUUAUGUUAAAAUGGAAAAUGUUGUAAACCAUUUUGUAAAAAAAAUAAAAUAACUUGACAUACAAA
Ahaetulla prasina is the source of this 4662-nucleotide messenger RNA. RefSeq names its product disintegrin and metalloproteinase domain-containing protein 9-like. Gene Ontology annotation, cellular component: plasma membrane. Lineage: Eukaryota; Metazoa; Chordata; Lepidosauria; Squamata; Colubridae. The transcript is spliced from 22 exons. Gene Ontology annotation, biological process: proteolysis. Gene Ontology annotation, molecular function: metalloendopeptidase activity. The record is from RefSeq and is a predicted model, not a curated record. Bases 207 to 2747 code for a protein of 846 amino acids.